Molecule: messenger RNA, 2557 nt
Organism: Mya arenaria
Lineage: Eukaryota; Metazoa; Mollusca; Bivalvia; Myida; Myidae
Exons: 1
Coding region: 256-765 (169 amino acids)
Source: RefSeq, a predicted model, not a curated record
CCCAAUCAAAAAGUUGCCUAAUAAACGCGAUAAGAUUAACAUAAAACGCAUGCCAAUGUACUCGGGCACCCCUUAAAUAAGAGGUCUUAUUAAUUAACAAAUUAAACAGUAAAAGUAAAAGAAAGCCUGUGGCCAGGAAAAAGAUCAGACUAAUAUCGAGCGCUAUUCAAGGAAGUGAACUUUUUAGAGUCACGUUGUUUAAUGUUAACAUCUCAUUGACUGUCAGUUAAAACGCUUUAUUCUACGGAUCUCACUAUGGCGUACAUGCGGCGAGUUGAGUACGGGUUGAAGGACACGAGCCGGUCGGUGACGGUUCCGGCGGACCCGGCCGCCAAACUCAUGUACUACCUGGACUCUAUGUGCACCGUGCUGAAGUUGGACGACAACAGCGACAUCAACGAGCUCCGACAAUUUCGGAACUACUCAUAUUUGACGCACUCGGACCGGAACGUUCUCAUGCACCUUUGUCUGCUUCUCAAACCGGAUAUCCUGCUGAACAAGUGCAUCUUCCAAAACGACGCCCUGUGUGGAAACAUGGCAAACAAGUUUUACGACCUGGAGGCUGUCCGAAACAACCUGCUUGUCGCCGGAAGUGUGGUGAUCGGCGGCCGAACCCGCCAGGUAACCAAGAUCAUGACGUUCAAGAUGUCGUGGCUCCAGGCAAACUGGUCGUCACCGAUGCAGGUGCUAGCGGCACGGCAGGAACAGGAACGCCUACAGAUACUUAGGCGACAACAGACUGGCCAGUCCUGUGCCAUCCUCUAGAGUCCGGUACACACGGAUAUGUUUGGACUGAUUCCGAACAAUUAACGUUGGAUAUAGUGUUGAUAUUUAAAUUUACUAUAUGUUGCUGUAUGCCGGCUUCCCAAAGAAAAUAGCAUCCCGUGCAAACCGUCCAUUGAACUUUGUACGUCUCAUUGCUGCUUUUUUUUUUUCUGUUGACUGUUUGGAUAUGUUUGAUUAUAAGUAUCUCUCAUGUGUUUCCGGUACGAAAAGAAAACAAACGACCCGAGGGCACGCGCGAAAGCCGUAAACGAGGUUUGUCGAGUUACCGGCCACGCAGCGCCGCACGAGGGUCGGAUCUUUUAAUCCGGACCAGAAAAACACUAUAUAUUUAUAAUUUUAUAUAUAUUUCUUCUUCCAUAUCUUAAAUUUAAAAUUCGUGGAAAAAUUGAAUUAGAAAACGCAGUUUUGUUCUUUUUACCAAAAAGCGCGUGCGACGUUGUUUACUGACGUCAUAAAGGGCAGUUAUUUUAAAUUACUAUUAACGUCAAAUAGCUCCUCUAAAAACGCGUUUUUAUGAUCAUUUAUUUUAAUUAAAAGUCUUGCAUACCUAUUUUAUUGCGCUUUAUUGAAAUGGCAUGAAAUACUUUUCAUAAACCAUACAAUGAAUGAAAUAAGAAGUGGUGCGUUGUUACACGUCACUCAUCUUGCAUGGGGGCUGAAAGACGGGUUUUUCUGGCACACCGGAUAGGCAUUUCCAGUGGAUUCAGUCGUCCUGGAAAACUCCAUCAAGCACCCCCAUGCCAGAUGAGUCACGCACUGUGACGUAAUAUUUUUUAUUUCUUUGCCUAUAAACUUUAUGUAACCAUAAUUAUGAAAUUUCAGUAGAUGAGCUCCAUAAACAUUAACUUUACAAAAAUACACAUUCAAAACAAAACAUUAAAAGGCGUGAUACUGAAGAAACUUCUUGACGUAUACAGUGAAUAAACAUUACUGCGCGCAAUGACGUCAGUAUACAUAAUCGCAUGCGCUUUUGGUUGAAUAACAAAAAUGCUCUUCUUCAUGUACUUUUUCACAUCAUUUAUUAAAGGUAUGCCAGAUAAAAUAUCAAUCAUGUGCUUCCGGUCCAGAUAGAAAAAUCCGACCCUCGGGCACGCUGCGUAGCUAGUAACCCGGCAAGCCUCGUUAGGUGGCAACGCAGGUGCCCUUGGAUCGGAUUUGUCUAUCCGGACCAGAACCAACUGUAAGAUAUUAUUAUUCCAGCACUGGUCACAUGGCCGGAAACACACGUCCGGCGUGCAAGACAUCGUUAUUCUAAAAUUGUGCUAUCUUAUGGCGUUUUACCAUUUACUUAGCAUGCCUUGACUGAUUUAAGUUAUUGAAUGUCACUUUUCGAGGACAUUUGUGUGUAAACACAAAACAAGGUAACAUACAAUGAAAAUACAAACACACAAACGGUUCUCUCCUUAAGGGAGAUAAUUACUGCCUGACUCGACACAUAGUGCCAUUGAAGUUUUAUCCCCCUUCUUGAAAAUUCAAAGAGACAACGGUUAAAAUUGUUGAAUAUUUGGAAAUGUAAGGUAUGGCACUGUACAUAUGGAUACGUUAUACUUUUACCGAACAUUUAACGUUGGAUAUAGCGUUGAUAUUCAAACUUAUUUUAUGUUGUUGUAUGCCUUCCCCAAGAAAAUAACAUCACGUGCAAACCGGCCAUUGAACUCAAUGUGUCUCAUUAUUCGCGGCUUUGUAUUAUUUUUUUUCUGUUGAGGAACUUUCGAAUAUGUUUGAUAUCGUUAUUCUAUAAUUGUAUAAUCUCAUUAAACCAUUCACUUAG